AAUUCUAUGACACUCUACAUUCAGCCACAUACCGAAUGUCGCACAGAUCGAGACCUACGCACUUCUACAUCUGCUCUGCCGUUGCCCUGUCUGACGGUGCGCUGCGGCCCGAUGUGUCGCUAUAAGACCAACGGGCAGCGAAAACGGGUGCUUUCGGUCGUCGCUCGCCUAUCUUUGUCCUACCUGCCAUCGGCAGGGCUCGGCCAUGUCCUUAGACGACCGAUGCCGACGUCUGCAUGAUGGGCCUUUCUCGUCGCGAUGCGCAAAAUCAGACCUCAAUCCUUCGGACUUGUGAGGGACAGCACUGCCCCUUAACCAGGCUCGGAAACCGCCAGAGUCCGCAUCUUGUCUCACAUCCGCAUCGCUUGUCAAUGAAGCCUCUGCCAUUAGAGGCCCUGGAUCCGUUGGUACUUCUCCAGCGUGUUAGGAAUCUUUGGCGAACUCUGACGCUUGCCGACAACCCGUUCGGGCUGCGACGCGAAAGAUGUACGAGAAGCUGCAAGCGGCGUAUUCGAAGCCACUCCACAUCUGCGUCUGUCCGAUGCAGCCAACGUGAAGCACGUUCACCGGCCGACUCGAGGAAUGGGCCAGAACAAGCUGACCCACGUUGGGUCGGCCGGAAGGAGAUACUAGUAUCCGGCCGCAGCCCUGAAGGUCGCCCAGGGAACCACGAUGAUGCCAUACUGUGGGCGUGAAUGAAGGAACAACGAUGAAUGUACUGAUCUGUACGUCGGGGGAGGGAGCCGGUGGAUCGCAUACUUACAACGCCGACGACGAUGACGGGACAUAGAAACUGGAAACAUCGCGCUGACCCCUUCAACUAAACAUCCAUCCCUUCCAGAUACAGUCGGGCUUUCGUGUCGUCUCCCCGACAACCCCCGGCCACCGCGAUUCAUCAGAUCCACUUCAUCCGCAACGAGUGCGACAUCCCCGUGCCACACUCGUACUCGCUGCAGCUCAAAACAUUGGGUGAUUUGCCUAGCAAUCUGGUACACGCUGAAAGUCCUGGACCCAGCAGGGAUUUGAAGACACGUUCUGGGACAUUCGCAGACCUUCGCACCGUUGUUGUUUGCCGUACAAUCGAUGAGGACGCGGAAGUGUUGGGUCUCCGGCCAGCUUUGCGAGACCGUGGGCUCCUGAUUCGCCUGGAGCAAAGAGAACAACUGAGCGGAAAACAUCCACAGUAAAGGUCGGCGGGUAUGGAAUGCCUGCGUCUCACGGAGCCCGACGUGGAUGUUCGCCGAGUUGUCGUAGGUGCCCAUUUCGAAGCCAGCGACAUGUGCUAACCCAGCGACAUGUGCUCCGGCCCUGCGAGAAGCUGGCUUUUCCAUCUCUUUCUGCGCAAACUCGAACCCGCCAGCCUUCGCAGUCGGCCAUCCAACCGCAAUAUGUGAUGCACGGCAUUCCAAAUCCACCGCGAAUUGAGUGGCCGCGCAAGCGAGAUAAGCUGGGAAUCUUCGAUAUGCGGCCAGGGCCUCCAGGCAUUCAUCGCUCCUGGACUCUUUCUCUGUUGUUGAAUGUGCGCCCUCUGCCCAUGAUGGUAGGGCUGCCGGCUAAAGAUGCU
Molecule: messenger RNA, 1564 nt
Organism: Mycena citricolor
Lineage: Eukaryota; Fungi; Basidiomycota; Agaricomycetes; Agaricales; Mycenaceae
Source: the annotation of a GenBank genome assembly